Molecule: messenger RNA, 2109 nt
Organism: Amaranthus tricolor (Joseph's coat)
Lineage: Eukaryota; Viridiplantae; Streptophyta; Magnoliopsida; Caryophyllales; Amaranthaceae
Product: linamarin synthase 1-like
Exons: 2
Coding region: 441-1892 (483 amino acids)
Molecular function (GO): UDP-glycosyltransferase activity
Source: RefSeq, a predicted model, not a curated record
UAAUGGUUUAGCAAUUUUCCUUUCAUCAUUGUGGUUUGUUCGAUUCUCAGUUCUCACACCCACAUGAAAAAUCAAUUCAUUUUUUCCGGUUACACAGAUUCUCUAAGUUACCCCAAAUCCUUAUUCUCUAAUAAGCACCAUACAAUGAUCUUGUAUUUAGUUUCUCUCGACUUAUUUUCUAUUAUUCAGUUGUCAGGCUCAAUAUAUCUUAAUUUUACGCAUCACAACAAUUAAUUUUAACCCAAAUAAUUUACAACUCAAUACAUUCUCAUUCAACCAAAAGACAAUACAUAUAUCUCUUCCCAUAACCACCACACAUCCAUCUUUUGUCACAACAUAUUACAAAUUCUACUACUUCACAUGCCCAAUAUGAUAUAAGACCAUUCCAAGUGAAAAAGUUCAUAACAUAAACUAAAACAGUAAUACAUACUAAUCUAACAAUGGCAUCACAAAUACCUCAUAUUGUUUGUCUUCCUGCACCAGCACAAGGACACAUAAACCCAAUGAUAAAACUAGCAAAACUCAUUCAUUCUAAGGGCUUUUACAUAACCUUUGUUCUUACUGAGUUUGAUUUGGCUAGAGUCAUCGAGAACUCGGCCAUAAAAUCUUCCUUUUUUGAAGGCCUCCCUGACUUCAGAGUUGAAACUAUUCCUGAUGGCUUGCCAAUGGAUAACAAACACAGCUUGCAUGACCUCCCGGAGCUGUGCGAAAACUUGUUGGAUGGAGAAGCAAAGAAAGCAUUUAAAGAGGUUCUAGGAAGGCUGAAUGCCUCUCCUGAUAUUCCUCUCAUCACAUGUGUUAUUGCAGAUGGUGUAAUGUGCUUUGUACCUGAUGUUACCAUUGAGUUGGGCAUUCCAUUGUUGAAUUUUUACACUACAAGUGCUUGUGGCAUGCUAGCAUACAUGCAGUAUGAUGACCUUCUCAAGAGAGGUUAUUUCCCUUUGAAAGAUGAAAGCUACCUUACAAAUGGCUAUCUAGACACACCAACAGACUGGGUUCCAGGACUAAUCAAGGGGACAAAACUGAAGCAUUUUCCUACAUUCAUCCGAACUACGAACCCGAAUGACACAAUGUUCAACUACUUAGCAAAAGCUGCAAGAAAUUCUGUACUUGCAGAAGGAAUGAUUCUCAACACAUUUGAUGAUCUCGAAGCUGAAGGUUUGAAAGAAAUCAAGAACAAAGUACCAAAUCUCUUCACUAUUGGCCCUCUCACAUUGCUUUGCAAACAGCUGAAUGGACAAGAGAUUCUUCCUCAGAAAUUAAAUCUAUGGAAGGAAGACAGUACUUGUUUAGAAUGGUUGGACAAAAGAAGUCCAAAUUCAGUCAUUUAUGUUAACUAUGGAAGUUUAGCUAUCUUAACUCCUAAGCAACUAGAGGAGUUUGCAUGGGGAUUAGCAAAUAGUAAUCACCCCUUUUUAUGGAUUAUCCGAUCUGAUCUUGUUGAAGGGAAAUCAGAGAUUAUAACCCAAGAAUAUUUGGAAGAGAUCAAGGGAAGAGGGUUGAUUUCGAGUUGGUGCCCGCAAGAGAAGGUGCUUCAGCACCCUUCUGUUGCGGUGUUUUUGACUCAUUGUGGAUGGAACUCGACUUUAGAGUGUAUUAGUGAAGGGGUGCCUAUAAUUUGCUGGCCGUUUUUUGCGGAACAGCAAACAAAUUGCCUAUAUGCAUGUCAAGAAUGGAAGAUUGGAGUUGAGAUGGAAGAAGGUAAGGUUAGUAGAGAGGAAGUUGUAGAAUUAGUGAAAGAGAUAAUGGAAAGUGAGAAAGGGAAAGAAGUGAGGGAAAAUGCCAUGGAAUGGAAGAAGAAAGCAGAAAAGGCUAUAAAGAUUGGUGGUUCCUCUCACAAUAGUUUUGAAUUCUUAGUCAAUUACUUAAAGGGAAAUAAUACAAAUUUUUAAGGUAUUCGGAGAACACUCAAAAGAGUUUAAAGAGUGCUUCAAAGUUGUAUUUUCUUUGUUGCUUUUAGUUUUUCUGAUUGAGUAUAAAAGAUAAUUAUAGUAUUUUGGUUAAUGUGAAUUAGAAAAUAACCUCUAAUUCUUGUUAUAUUUACAUCUUGUAUGGAAAAUAAACUAUUGUGUAAUUUUAUUCAGAAUUGAUGUGAUUCAGUUUGCUUUC